Messenger RNA from Scedosporium apiospermum, 990 nucleotides. RefSeq names its product putative Metallo-beta-lactamase domain protein. Gene Ontology annotation, biological process: hydrogen sulfide metabolic process; glutathione metabolic process. The transcript is spliced from 2 exons. Lineage: Eukaryota; Fungi; Ascomycota; Sordariomycetes; Microascales; Microascaceae. Gene Ontology annotation, molecular function: sulfur dioxygenase activity. Bases 1 to 990 code for a protein of 329 amino acids. The record is from RefSeq and is a predicted model, not a curated record.
AUGUCUCUUACCAGCUCUGUUAACGGUUCCCAGCAGCCUGCUUCCGCCCCAACUGCCACUCCAGGAAGCAGCGCCUCAUACAGCACGCACGCUCCCUUGGUUCAAGAGCCCGUCAUCCACGACAUAUUCGAAAAAAAGACCAGCACUUGGCAAUAUGUCGUCGCGGACCCCAACACUCUAAAGGCCGUCAUCAUCGACCCUGUCUUGGACUACGACCCUGCCACCCUGACCGUGUCCACCGAGUCUGCCGACGCUUUGUUGGCGCUGGUCGCGGAGAAGGGCUACAAAGUCGAGAGGAUCCUCGAGACGCAUGCCCACGCUGACCAUGUAACCGCUGCAUCCUACCUCCAGCGCCGAUUGGAGAAGCAACAAGGCCACAGGCCUCUCGUUGGCAUCGGCAAGAGGAUUGUUGGUGUGCAGGAACUGUUUAGCCAGAGAUAUGGCGUUCCGGAAGAGGAGUUCAGGACGGUUUUUGAUGUUUUCUUCGAUGACGACGAGGUGUUUGAUAUUGGCGAACUCAAGGCUACGGCCAUUCACCUGCCCGGACAUACCCCGGACCAUCUAGGCUACAAGAUUGGAGACAAUGUGUUUUGCGGUGAUUCCGUCUUCCACACGGAUAUCGGCACUGCGAGGUGCGAUUUCCCCGGUGGCAGCGCCGACAAUCUUUUCCUCUCCGCGCAGAAGCUCCUCAGCUUGCCGGACCACGUCAAGAUCUGGACCGGUCACGACUACCCUGCCAAUGACCGCAAAGAUCCCGUCGCCUGGCAGUACGUCAAGGACCACAAGCAGGAGAACAAGCAUAUCAAGGAGGGCACCACCUUGGAUGACUUUGUGGCCAUGCGGAAGGAGCGAGACAGCACGCUGGGAGAACCGAGGCUGCUGCACCAGUCACUUCAGAUGAACAUUCGGGGAGGACAGCUUCCCCAGAAGACGGCUUCAGUGCACCGGCUGAUCAACGUGCCCUUGAAAUUAAAGAACGUUGAAUGGUAG